UUUUGACGCAUUUGUUUUUAUACUUUGGAAAGCGGUCACACUGCUCCUGUUUUCCCCAACAAAUUCGUACAUAAAAAUUAACCAAAAUGCGUGUAACUAUUUCACGAUUGACCAAAAUGGGUCCGAAACUUAAGGAACUUCGUCUUCAUUUGUGUCAAACUGGCGAAACUUCCCAAGGUGCAAGGGAGUAUGUGGAACGUUUUUAUCCCGCAUUGAAAAAGAGCAACCCAGGAUUACCUGUUUUGAUUAGAGAAUGUGAUGGCGUUCAGCCUCGCUUGUGGGCACGCUAUGAUUUGGGAAAAGAAACUUCAAUAUCACUAACUAAUCAAUCUGCUCAGGAUAUACAAAAACACGUUGAAGCUUUGGGAAAAUAGAUAAUGAUGAAGGAGUUAUAAUAUGCGAAUUAUGCAAAAACUGUACGAAAUAAGUAAAUAAAAUAGCUAAAAAACAAA
Messenger RNA from Stomoxys calcitrans (stable fly), 452 nucleotides. It is a transcript of the gene ND-B8, whose product is annotated as NADH dehydrogenase [ubiquinone] 1 alpha subcomplex subunit 2. NCBI's taxonomy places the organism in Eukaryota, Metazoa, Arthropoda, Insecta, Diptera, Muscidae. The transcript is spliced from 3 exons. The record is from RefSeq and is a predicted model, not a curated record. The coding region runs from base 87 to 374 and encodes 95 amino acids.